Haplochromis burtoni (Burton's mouthbrooder) is the source of this 908-nucleotide messenger RNA. It is a transcript of the gene cmc4, whose product is annotated as C-x(9)-C motif containing 4 homolog (S. cerevisiae). Gene Ontology annotation, cellular component: mitochondrial intermembrane space. The transcript is spliced from 3 exons. The coding region runs from base 137 to 331 and encodes 64 amino acids. The record is from RefSeq and is a predicted model, not a curated record. Lineage: Eukaryota; Metazoa; Chordata; Actinopteri; Cichliformes; Cichlidae.
GAGGUGAUUGGCUGUUGAAGAGUCACAUGUUCAAAACACUGCUUAGCAAGGGGGGACUAGCAUGAGCAGCUAACAUUAGUUAGCUUUUUGAGACUAAUUAUUAGCUCCAUGACAACUACUUAAAAGUGAUAAAGAAAUGCCACAGAAGGAUCCGUGCCAAAAGCAAGCAUGUGCAAUUCAGAAGUGUUUACAAGCUAAUAAGUACGUGGAAAGCCUGUGCGAGAAGGAGAUCGCGGAGAUGCGGCGGUGCUGUCAAGUGCAUGCGGGAAACUCCAUUUGCUGCUCCGGGUUCAAAGACUCAAAACCCGCAGAGAGCAAAAGUAGCGAAUAGUUCCAUGUUGCAUGUAUUCAUGCAAGGCAUAAUUCUGCAUUGUAUCAGUAUAACAUGACAGUGGAGUUUGCUGAGUUGUUGCAUAUUUAUUUGUCUGUCUGCUACCAUCCGUUUGUAAAUUUAAAUAGUGUUUUCUCACAGCAGACAUUUUGAGAUUGCAGAGAGCCUCAUAAUCACUCAUUCCCCUGGGGCUAAAUGGCACACAUCUGGCAGCCUCACAAAGCUGAACAAUGCAAGCUGUCUAAUGUAUUUAAAUAUUAUAUCGUGUGGUUCUGUCCACACCCAAUGUAUUUCUCAUGCCUAGUAUGAAAUUUCAAGUAUGUGUGUGGCAAGGGGUUUUAUUCUAAUUAUAGUAAUAAAGAUUUUUUAAAUUGAGAAUUUCCCUGGAAAUCGAGACUAACUUGUUAUUCAUAUCUCAGCCUACAACGAACAUCGUACAGUGGAUAGCUUUUAGGGGUGUAGAGGAGAACAUGGCAGAAAGACAAAAUUUAAUGCUAGCUGGGUAGACAAGGAUGAGGCUCUAACAAUUGUUUUUUCCUUCUGGUAAAGAAAUAAAAUGUUUGCACAUUGAAUGAAA